UCAGUCGGCUCGUCAGCGGGUCGGUGGGUCUCUGAGGGACUGCGUCGCCGGUGGCAAGUGAGGGCUCCCGGGCUCGGACCAACGGAGCGAUGCCUCUGCGACUUGAUAUAAAGAGAAAGCUAACUGCUCGAUCGGAUCGAGUUAAGAGUGUGGAUUUGCAUCCUACAGAGCCAUGGAUGUUGGCAAGUCUUUACAAUGGCAGUGUGUGCGUUUGGAAUCAUGAAACACAGACAUUGGUGAAAACAUUUGAAGUGUGUGAUCUUCCUGUUCGAGCUGCAAAGUUUGUUGCAAGAAAGAAUUGGGUUGUGACAGGAGCGGAUGACAUGCAGAUUAGAGUGUUCAAUUACAAUACUCUGGAGAGAGUUCAUAUGUUUGAAGCACACUCAGACUACAUUCGCUGUAUUGCUGUUCAUCCAACCCAGCCUUUUAUUCUGACUAGCAGCGAUGACAUGCUUAUUAAGCUCUGGGACUGGGAUAAAAAAUGGUCCUGCUCACAAGUAUUUGAAGGACACACCCAUUAUGUUAUGCAGAUUGUGAUCAAUCCUAAAGAUAACAAUCAGUUUGCCAGUGCAUCUUUGGACAGGACCAUCAAGGUGUGGCAGUUGGGUUCUUCCUCACCAAACUUCACUCUGGAGGGACAUGAGAAAGGCGUGAAUUGCAUCGAUUACUACAGUGGUGGCGACAAACCAUACCUCAUUUCAGGUGCAGAUGACCGUCUUGUUAAAAUAUGGGACUACCAGAAUAAAACAUGUGUACAGACACUGGAGGGACAUGCCCAAAAUGUGUCUUGUGCCAGUUUUCAUCCUGAGUUGCCAAUCAUCAUCACAGGUUCAGAAGAUGGAACCGUGCGUAUUUGGCAUUCAAGCACGUACCGCCUUGAGAGCACUUUGAAUUAUGGAAUGGAGAGGGUGUGGUGUGUGGCCAGUCUGAGAGGGUCCAACAAUGUCGCUUUGGGCUACGACGAAGGGAGCAUCAUUGUUAAGCUUGGUCGGGAGGAACCUGCCAUGUCCAUGGAUGCCAAUGGAAAGAUAAUUUGGGCCAAGCAUUCAGAAGUCCAGCAAGCCAACCUGAAAGCAAUGGGAGAUGCUGAAAUUAAAGAUGGAGAAAGACUGCCACUAGCCGUCAAGGAUAUGGGCAGUUGUGAAAUAUACCCCCAGACUAUUCAGCACAAUCCUAACGGGCGGUUUGUUGUGGUGUGUGGUGAUGGUGAGUAUAUCAUCUACACAGCAAUGGCAUUGAGAAACAAGAGCUUUGGGUCUGCUCAGGAGUUUGCAUGGGCCCACGAUUCUUCAGAAUAUGCAAUUAGAGAGAGCAACAGUGUUGUAAAGAUAUUUAAGAACUUUAAGGAAAAAAAAUCAUUUAAACCAGAUUUUGGAGCUGAAAGUAUUUAUGGAGGCUUCUUACUGGGAGUCAGAUCUGUAAAUGGCUUAGCUUUCUAUGACUGGGACAAUACAGAACUCAUACGCAGAAUUGAAAUUCAGCCCAAACACAUUUUCUGGUCUGACUCUGGAGAGCUGGUCUGUAUUGCCACUGAGGAGUCAUUUUUUAUCUUGAAAUACCUGUCGGAAAAAGUCUUGGCUGCACAGGAAACACAUGAGGGAGUUACUGAAGAUGGCAUUGAAGAUGCCUUUGAGGUUCUUGGUGAGAUUCAGGAAAUUGUGAAAACAGGGCUGUGGGUAGGCGAUUGCUUCAUUUACACAAGUUCUGUGAACAGAUUAAAUUAUUAUGUUGGAGGAGAAAUAGUCACCAUUGCCCACUUGGAUAGGACAAUGUAUCUCCUGGGCUAUAUUCCUAAAGACAACAGGCUUUAUCUGGGGGAUAAAGAACUGAACAUCGUUAGCUAUUCUCUGCUGGUUUCAGUGCUGGAAUACCAGACAGCUGUCAUGAGAAGGGACUUCAGCAUGGCUGAUAAGGUUCUUCCUACCAUUCCAAAAGAACAGAGGACCAGAGUUGCACACUUUCUAGAAAAGCAGGGCUUCAAGCAGCAAGCUCUUACAGUAUCCACAGAUCCAGAGCAUCGCUUUGAACUUGCUCUUCAGCUUGGAGAACUGCACAUUGCAUACCAGUUAGCAGUAGAAGCAGAGUCAGAACAAAAGUGGAAACAACUUGCCGAACUUGCCAUCAGUAAAUGUCAGUUUGGCCUUGCCCAGGAGUGCCUGCACCAUGCACAGGAUUAUGGGGGUCUGUUGCUCUUGGCCACUGCCUCCGGAAAUGCUAGUAUGGUGAACAAACUAGCAGAGGGUGCAGAGAGAGACGGCAAGAAUAACGUGGCAUUCAUGAGCUACUUUUUACAGGGCAAGCUUGAUGCUUGCCUGGAACUCUUGAUCAGAACUGGCCGACUGCCAGAAGCUGCCUUCCUGGCCCGGACUUACUUACCCAGUCAGGUUUCAAGGGUGGUGAAACUCUGGAGAGAAAAUCUUUCAAAAGUCAAUCAGAAAGCAGCAGAAUCCCUUGCCGAUCCAACAGAGUAUGAAAACCUUUUUCCUGGAUUAAAAGAAGCCUUUGUUGUGGAAGAAUGGGUGAAGGAAACACAUGCUGAUCUGUGGCCAGCCAAGCAAUACCCACUUGUCACGCCAAACGAAGAAAGAAAUGUUAUGGAAGAGGCAAAAGGCUUUCAGCCCUCAAGAUCUGCAGCUCAACAGGAAUGUGAUGGGAAACCUGCUUCUCCUACUCCAGUUAUUGUGGCCUCCCACACAGCCAACAAAGAAGAAAAGAGUUUACUUGAACUGGAAGUAGAUCUGGAUAAUUUGGAAUUAGAAGAUAUUGACACGACAGACAUCAACCUGGAUGAAGAUAUUUUGGAUGAUUGAGCGUAAUGUUUCUUGAGAACCCAACUUCACAGAUCAUUAUUAUGGACAGGUAUUGAUUGCCACCCUGACCACAGUGCUUUGGACUCUGAGAAACUCCUUAGAUUUUUAUAUGAAAAGGCUGUGUGUGGCCCACUGGGAGUACAGUGCUUUUCUCAUCUUAGGCGUGGUUUAUGUGCAGCAUCUAAAUCACUGUUAACUUGUUAAGUAAACCAAAUGUGGGCUUUGAUUUUUUUUCAUACUGUCAUUAGACCGUAUCUCAUAAAAUCUUUUGAAUUAAUG
Molecule: messenger RNA, 3089 nt
Organism: Neomonachus schauinslandi (Hawaiian monk seal)
Lineage: Eukaryota; Metazoa; Chordata; Mammalia; Carnivora; Phocidae
Gene: COPB2
Product: COPI coat complex subunit beta 2
Exons: 22
Coding region: 90-2810 (906 amino acids)
Biological process (GO): intra-Golgi vesicle-mediated transport; retrograde vesicle-mediated transport, Golgi to endoplasmic reticulum; intracellular protein transport
Cellular component (GO): COPI vesicle coat
Molecular function (GO): protein binding; structural molecule activity
Source: RefSeq, a predicted model, not a curated record